This is a messenger RNA of Physella acuta, 1727 nucleotides long. RefSeq names its product tRNA (guanine-N(7)-)-methyltransferase non-catalytic subunit wdr4. Gene Ontology annotation, molecular function: protein binding. Gene Ontology annotation, biological process: RNA (guanine-N7)-methylation; tRNA modification. Gene Ontology annotation, cellular component: nucleus; tRNA methyltransferase complex; cytosol. The record is from RefSeq and is a predicted model, not a curated record. NCBI's taxonomy places the organism in Eukaryota, Metazoa, Mollusca, Gastropoda, Physidae.
UUCGAGUUUUAGUUCUUCAAAAUGAUCAGAGAAAGCGCUUGUCGCGCUCACGUUUAUUAACCACCACUGUCCCCGCUAUCUUUCUAAAUUAAAUUUCUCCAACAGGACACUCCUAAUUUACUUUUUUUCACCCUUAAUUAAGCCCGUUUUUCCUUCUCAUCUGUCCGAAAUCUCGAUAGAACAAACGACUGCCCCUAAUCAAUGUUUUGAUCGAACUUUUCUGGCGAAUUUGACAAGUUUAACAGGUGGCAAAACAGCCCCAAUGAUUUUCGAUUUCAUCAGAGAAAUUGUUCAAUACCCAGACCAGUUAAAACAGAUAGCGUGGUCUAGGGGUCCCCACAGGACAGAGCUGUGCUGCAACCCGGAGGAAAUCCAGUUGCUGGACGUGCCAGAUGUCCAGACAAGUGGCGCCCAGUCCCAGAAGACAGAUAACGGUGUGGCAAAUAAAACACCUAAGGCACAGAAUAAUGGACGAGACUUAGGGGAUGGUAACACAGACACGAGUUCAGGAGAUGAGAAUCUGAUCUUGACCUGUGGUAUCUCACCUGACGGCCAGUGGGCGGCGGUGUGUGACGACAGGAAGACCUUACACCUGUACAAGCUGGCCGAUGGACGGCUACAUCUGACGUCAUCCAGGGGCGUCCCCAGGAGGUGCACCACAGUGAGGUUCACCAGCGACAACAGCGUCGUGGUAAUAGCAGACAAGGCAGGGGACGUCUACUCCUUCCCCGUCCUGCUGGAGGAGGGCGUCACACAGAAGGGGGACGCCGACCCCGGGCGGGAGGGGAAGAAGAACAAUUCGCCGGACGAGGAAGUGUGUGAGGGUGGGAGCUUGGUGCUCGGUCAUCUCUCCAUGCUGCUCGACAUGAUUCUGGUGACCAAGGACUCACGUAUCAUAACCAGCGACAGAGAUGAAAAAAUCCGGGUCAGCCAGUACCCUGACGCUUACGUCAUUGAGUCAUUUUGUCUGGGACACAGCAAGUUUGUGAUAUCGCUGGCCUUUGAUGAGGACAGUCAGAGCAUCAUCUCAGGAUCUGGGGACUCAACAGUCAAGCUAUGGAGCCUCAGUGGCCAGGAGCUGUUCAGUGUCAACGUCUUGGACAAGUUGCCUGAUGGUGGUGCCACACCUGCGUCUGGCCAGACAGGUGAGGAGGACGUGACUGGAACCCUGGCCAACAGGCUGGCCUGCGAGAACGCUGUCCAGCGCCUGACCUACUGCUCCAAGUGUAAACUCCUGUUUGUGGCCAUAUACAGGUCAGAACACAUCCCUGUGUACAGGCUGAAGCUUGACCAGGGGCUGACCAGUCUAGAGUUCCUCACAGUCCUGAGCUGCUCCCACAAAGUCUCCAGUAUCUCUGUGUCACGCUGUGUCCUGUGGGUGCUGGCUGAGGGGGGUGGGGACUUGAUGUUGUCAGCGUAUAGGAUACAGGGAGAUGGGGACACAGUUAAGCUGACUGAUGUAGAGACAGACAGCAGGGAAUCCAAGAUGAUACAGGUCUUCUCUAGCCAGGAGGCUUUAACCAAAGGUCCCCCAUCUUCUAUGGACCUGUUCCCAUUUUUGUGGAAGUCAGCAUUCCAAGAGGACGCCACAGCUAAAAGAAACAUCAAACGACCAACAGCAAAAUCUGGCCAGGACUUGGAGUUGAAGAAGUCUAAAGUAGACACCAGCAGUUAGAAAUCUCUGGGCGGGGGAGGGGGAUGUGUUUACAUGUUUUAAAUAAAUAUUA